GAGAAGAGAAUCGUGUGCGGUAUUGUGGCACUGGCUGUUCGAGGAAGAGCAAGAUUGUGGCUACAGAUCCAGCUCAAGCCUCUUCCAUCAGUUUUCUGGGGCCUACUGCGCGCUGGGCUGUAUCUCCCUCGAGAGUCUACAAAGGCGUGUUCUUGAACCUGCAGGGGCAAUCACGGCGAGGAGGCACGCAAAGAAAGAGAUUGGCAGCUAUGGGACGUGCUAGCCCAUUCCACGAGACGGACGGCGACUACCGGACGGAAAAGUUCAUGGAAGGUGGAUCGUCAGUGCUUCCCCUGUACAGCCUCCAGGACUCCCUGCCGCGGCUGCCCCUGCCGACGUUAGAGGAAACCUUCGCGAGAUACUUGGUUUCGAUUGAACCUCUGGCGGACGAGGAGGAGUACAAGGCGACUGCUACAGCUGCUCGAGAGUUUCUUCGUCCAGGGGGAUUGGGAGAAAGGCUGCAAGCGCGGCUUGCCCGACGCUCGAUAGAUCGCCACGACUCGAGUUGGCUUGCAGAGUGGUGGAACAAACUAGGCUACCUGCACGACCGAGGGCCCACGGUGUUCUUCGUGUCGUACUUCUACCACUUCUCGGACAGCCCGAGAGCGGCCGUGGAACGGACGCAGACGGGCCGCGCCGCCGCGCUCAUUCACGCCGCGCUCUUGUUUCGGCGUGCCGUUUUCACCGGCCGCCUGCCCCCUGAGAAGGUUGGCAAGAAGGGGGUCCCUCUGUGCUCCACGGCCUACAAGUAUAUGUUCAACGCAUGCCGGGUGCCGGGAGAAGCCGAGGACCGGGUCCGGCUCUACCCUGCUGGGGGUAACCACCACAUCCUGGUCAUCCGCCGCAACCGCUUCUUCGUCGUACACGUCACCGACGCUGAGGGGCAGCCCUUGUCCCACCGAGACAUCCAGCUGCAGCUGCAGGCCGUCGUCGACCUGGCCGACCCGGCUGCCUCCGAGUCCGCACCGCCGUCCAGGCCCGUAGGCGUGCUGACCUCCUGGGGUAGACCCGAGUGGUCAAAAGCUAGGGAGCAGCUGGUAGCGGACGGUAACGAAGAGCUAUUGGAGAGGGCGGAGGCGGCGGCGCUGACCGUGUGCCUGGAUGACCAUGCGCCCCAGACGAGGUCCGACGUGGCGCGCGCGCUGUGGCACGGGGACGGGCGGAACCGGCACUUCGACAAGUCGGUGCAGAUCGUGGUGUUCCGGAACGGGAAGGCCGGGCUGGUCGGCGAGCACUCCAUGAUGGACGGAAUGCCGACCCUCCGCCUGGCCGAUUUCAUGAUGAAGAAAACGAUGAGAUUUUCAGCCGAUUCUUCAGCGGGAAGUGAUUCCUUUCCCGAGUCUUGGUCUCCCGUUGCCGUCACCCCACCCCGCCCCCUGGAUAUCGCCCUAUCGCCCGCUUCUCUUAGAGCAAUCGCCUCCGCGGAGGUUGCCUUCGAUCGACUGGUCAACCAACACGAGGCGAUUCUGGAGUUCACAGGCUACGGCGCGAACACCAUCAAGAAGUUCAGGAUCAGCCCCGACGGCUUCGUGCAGAUGGCUCUCCAGCUCGCGGUAUUCAAGAUGACAGGUGAGAUGUGGGCCACCUACGAGCCCGCUCAGGUGAGAAAGUUCCUCCACGGGAGGACUGCCUGCGUGCGCUCCCUGUCAAGCGCGGCCAAGGACUGGGUGCUGUCGAUGGAGGACGAGGGGGACAGGAGGCCGACUCCUCACCGCCUCGGGCUCUUGCGGAAGGCGGCAGAGUCGCACAUGGAGUAUGCUCGGAGCGCAGCUGAGGGUAAGGAUGUCGACCGGCACCUGUUUGGACUCCAGAGGGUACUGGCAGCCGAUGAGUCUUGCUCGGUGUUCACCGACCCGGUGUUCUUGCGAUCCAAGCACUGGCGAAUGAGCACGAGUCACUUGACGCACGAGCAGUUUGAUGGGUGGGGUUGGGGCGAAGUUGUGCCUGACGGCGUGGGCGUGGCCUACUCGAUCAAGAAGCGCUCGCUGCUCUUCACGGUCGCCUGCCGCCGCCGCCCUGAGGGGUGGUCGUCCGGCCUCUGCCACCACCUCCAGGAGGCGUUGCUGGACAUGAGGGCCCUGUGUGAGCACGCCGAUGGAGUGGGAUCUAAGCUGUGAUGCCUCGCGGGUCCUCCUGGUCCCCCCGUUGGUUUGGUGGCGGAUCUUGCGCCUUGGUGCUGAUGAUGUGGAUUGUAGACUAGGAGCAACGGUGGACUGGGGGUGGAGAUGUACAUCUCUUUUUCCCUUGUUUUAGAGAAUACACACACGACGUAAGCACACGUCGUUUCUGUUUGGCGUUGCGGGUAGCCGGCCCACAUAUGUAUCUCGUGAUAUGUGGCUGGGUAGAGUGUAAGUUUUUUGCGGUGCGUUGAGCCAUAGACUACAUGCGUAGCGUUUUUGUCAUUCUGUAGAAGAGCAGUGUUUGUAUGCGUCUCUCACUAUCGUACGCGUUGUGUUUCGCUCAUGAUGACCACUUUUUUUUGAGUCGUGACAAUUGCUAUGAGCUCUGUCGGUGCUCACUCCUACACAGAGAAAUCUAGGAUCCGUCAUGAACCAAAAACAGGAGGGAAAGUGUCAAAACUGCACCUUCUUCGCAGACAAAGUGUUGUAGUGAUGGGGUAGACUAUGAUAGGUCAAACUUUGUCGCUCUCGUUGGGAAAACUUUUCCUUGCCUCCGCUGUCGAAGUCCCACGUUCGCUUCGAGGACUGGUUUGCCAAACAAGACCCCGCUUUCUUGGAGUCUUUUCCCUUCCACGAAGGAUCAUCGCCCAACAAAAAAUUCAUUUCCAAGUCUUACAGCAGUAGUACAAGUACUUGGAUUCAAUCUUCGUGCAUAAAACGAGUGCACAUUCCAACGAACCAACAUGGGUAUGCAUGUGUUGUGGGUACGAUUUGGUGGUCUGCAACAACAUAGUAGGGCAAGCGAAUGCGCUCUCUCUUUGAAGGACCAUCGGGG
Molecule: messenger RNA, 2955 nt
Organism: Ectocarpus sp. CCAP 1310/34
Lineage: Eukaryota; Phaeophyceae; Ectocarpales; Ectocarpaceae
Source: the annotation of a GenBank genome assembly